AUGUCUACUGCAACGAAGCCUACGAAAAACCAGCUCCGAAGAGCGAAGAAGAAGGCCGCGAAACACAAUGAGGCGAGUUCUGCACCAGAUCCAGAGCUUUCCAGGGAACCAGAACCGGCGACAUCCAUAAUUGAGCCUGCAGCUCCAGCGGACGAAGAGCAAGAUGGGAUCUCUGAUGGCAUUGACAGCAUUAGCGAAACAGACCCUCUUUAUGAGAUGUACAAGGACAUCAUGGGCAGAUUUGAGCAGAGUGACAAGGAGGAUCCGUCUACGAAAGAGGUAGAAAAACCUGAGAUCUACUACGAUGAUGACGACGAGAUACCCGACGAGGAAGAAGAGGCAGGGCAACCGAAGAUGUCGAGAAAGAAGCGAAAGGAGCGAGACAAACUCUCGGUUGCUGAACUCAAGGCUUUAGUCGAGAAACCGGAGACGGUGGAUUGGACAGAUACCUCAGCUUCAGAUCCCCGAUUACUUGUGCACAUCAAGGCAUACCGAAAUGUUGUACCAGUGCCAUCGCAUUGGUCUCUGAAGCGUGAGUAUCUAUCAUCCAAGCGCGGUGUGGAAAAGCCACCUUUUGCCCUACCUAAGUUCAUCCAGGAAACCGGGAUCGCGGAGAUGCGAGACGCCGUUUUGGAGAAGCAGGACCAGGCGAGCCUCAAACAAAAGCAACGAGAGCGAGUGCAACCGAAGAUGGGCAAGCUUGAUAUCGACUAUCAAAAACUCUACGAAGCUUUUUUCAGAUUCCAGACCAAGCCAGAGCUCACCCGCUAUGGAGAAGUGUACUACGAAGGCAAGGAGUAUGAGACUAAUCUCAAACAUCUGCGACCUGGUGAGCUCAGCGAAGAGUUGAAGGAAGCUCUAAACAUUCCACCCGGCGCGCCGCCGCCAUGGCUGAUCAAUCAACAGCGCUUUGGCCCACCGCCAUCUUAUACUGCGCUUAAGAUACCAGGACUCAAUGCUCCUCCCCCGCCUGGUGGGGCAUGGGGAUUUCAUCCUGGUGGAUAUGGCAAGCCACCUGUGGACGAGUACAAUCGGCCUUUAUACGGCGGUGAUAUCUUUGGUGUUCUACAGCCGCAGCAGAAUACUCAAUUAGGAGAACCGGUAGAGAAGACUCUUUGGGGCGAACUGCAAGAGCCUGAGGAAGAGUCAGAAGAAGAAGAAGAGAGUGACGAGGAGGAUGAAGAUGGUGAUGUCGAAGACGUUGGCGCAGGGUUGCAGACUCCAAGUGGGUUGGAGACGCCAGGAGGCAUAGCAUCGACGGUUCCGUCCGAAUACGGCGGGGCAGAGAGCGUCACGGGUGAUUUCGACUUACGAAAGCAAAGACGGGGCACAGACACGGAAGAGUCUACGCACCAUCGGACCGCCUACCAGGUCAUCCCUGAGCAACAAGCAAGAGUCUCCGGUUUCUUUGGCGGAGAUCGGACGUAUGAUCUCAAGGCAGCUCAGAGCAGCCUGCCGGUCCUCGGUCAAGAGGAUCAGAACAGGAAGAGGAAGAAGCCUGGUGAUGUGGAUGUAGCCAUGAACCCAGAUGAUCUGCAGGCUAAAGACAAGUUGGACAAGGAAGACAUGAAGAGGUUAUAUGAAGCGCAGAAGCAGCAGGAUCAAGGCAACUAUGGGUUUCAAGAAGAUUUGAGUGACAUGAUAGCUAGCGAAAGUCGAAAGAGGCAGAAGAGGGACGAGGAAAGGAGAAGCAGGCGCUAG
Messenger RNA from Letharia columbiana, 1701 nucleotides. RefSeq lists its product as uncharacterized. The record is from RefSeq and is a predicted model, not a curated record. Bases 1 to 1701 code for a protein of 566 amino acids. Lineage: Eukaryota; Fungi; Ascomycota; Lecanoromycetes; Lecanorales; Parmeliaceae. The transcript is spliced from 2 exons. Gene Ontology annotation, cellular component: nucleus; catalytic step 2 spliceosome; U2 snRNP. Gene Ontology annotation, biological process: mRNA splicing, via spliceosome.